Camponotus floridanus (Florida carpenter ant) is the source of this 2932-nucleotide messenger RNA. RefSeq names its product pre-mRNA-processing factor 6 (gene Prp6). Lineage: Eukaryota; Metazoa; Arthropoda; Insecta; Hymenoptera; Formicidae. The coding region runs from base 28 to 2817 and encodes 929 amino acids. The record is from RefSeq and is a predicted model, not a curated record. Gene Ontology annotation, molecular function: protein binding. The transcript has 9 exons. Gene Ontology annotation, cellular component: U4/U6 x U5 tri-snRNP complex; catalytic step 2 spliceosome. Gene Ontology annotation, biological process: mRNA splicing, via spliceosome; spliceosomal tri-snRNP complex assembly.
GAUAAACAAGCAUCGCAAUACGUCAACAUGGCCUCGGUCUCGUUAAAUACGCGGAGUAAAAAGCACUUUUUGGGUGUACCAGCACCUCUGGGAUAUGUUGCUGGUGUUGGCCGAGGAGCUACAGGAUUUACAACACGAUCUGAUAUCGGUCCCGCUCGAGAUGCUAAUGACGUUUCGGAUGAUAGACACGCUCCACCCACGAAACGUGCAAAGAAAAAGGAGGAGGAGGAAGAGGAUGAAGAAGACUUAAAUGAUUCAAAUUACGAUGAAUUUUCAGGAUAUGGAGGUUCUCUAUUUAGUAAGGAUCCUUAUGAUAAAGAUGAUGAAGAAGCAGAUGCAAUUUAUGAAGCUAUUGAUAAACGUAUGGAUGAGAAACGUAAGGAAUACAGAGAAAAACGGCUCAGGGAAGAACUGGAACGCUAUCGUCAAGAACGUCCGAAAAUUCAGCAGCAAUUCUCAGACUUGAAGAGAGAAUUGGUUAAUGUAUCUGAAGAUGAAUGGAGAAACGUCCCUGAAGUGGGAGAUGCUAGAAAUCGCAAACAGCGUAAUCCAAGAGCAGAAAAAUUUACCCCAUUGCCAGACUCAGUCCUAGCAAGAAAUUUAGGGGGUGAAACAUCCACUAGUAUUGAUCCAUCUAGUGGUUUGGCCUCCAUGAUGCCAGGUGUAGCGACACCAGGUAUGUUAACUCCUACAGGAGAUCUCGAUCUCAGGAAGAUUGGACAGGCCAGAAAUACAUUGAUGAAUGUCAAGCUGAAUCAAGUUUCCGAUUCAGUAGAGGGCCAAACUGUAGUUGAUCCAAAAGGAUAUCUUACAGAUUUGCAGAGCAUGAUACCUACUUAUGGUGGUGACAUAAACGACAUAAAAAAGGCCAGAUUACUGUUAAAAUCCGUCAGAGAGACCAAUCCUAAUCAUCCCCCUGCGUGGAUCGCGUCCGCGCGUUUAGAAGAGGUGACGGGAAAGGUUCAAGCAGCAAGAAAUCUGAUAAUGAAAGGCUGCGAAGUAAAUCCCACUUCUGAAGAUCUAUGGUUGGAAGCUGCGAGACUGCAGCCGCCAGAUACGGCAAAGGCAGUGAUAGCACAAUCGGUGCGACAUAUUCCGACAUCUGUUAGAAUCUGGAUAAAGGCCGCGGAUUUGGAGAUGGAGGUAAAAGCGAAAAGAAGAGUGUAUCGAAAGGCUCUGGAACAUAUCCCGAAUUCAGUGAGAUUGUGGAAAGCGGCCGUCGAAUUGGAGGAGCCCGAAGACGCACGUAUCUUGCUUAGUCGUGCGGUUGAAUGCUGUCCAACUAGUGUGGAUUUAUGGCUGGCUCUCGCAAGAUUAGAGACCUAUGAUAAUGCGAGAAAAGUCUUGAACAAGGCCCGAGAAAAUAUCCCGACAGAUAGACAGAUUUGGACCACCGCCGCGAAAUUGGAAGAGGCAAACGGCAAUAAGCACAUGGUAGAGAAAAUCAUCGAUCGCGCUAUAUCCUCGUUGAGCGCCAAUGGGGUAGAGAUCAACAGGGAACAUUGGUUUAAGGAAGCUAUGGAAGCUGAGAAAGCGGGAGCAGUGCAUUGUUGUCAAGUUAUCGUCAAAGCUAUUAUUAGUUUUGGAGUAGAAGAAGAGGAUAGGAAGCAUACAUGGAUGGAAGAUGCGGAAACUUGCGCUCAACAAGGAGCAUUGGAAUGCGCGAGAGCUGUUUAUGCAUAUGCAUUAACGACAUUUCCUAGUAAGAAAUCAAUCUGGUUACGCGCGGCUUAUUUCGAAAAGACAUACGGUACACGAGAAUCUUUGGAAGCUUUGCUACAAAGAGCAGUCGCUCAUUGUCCCAAGAGUGAAGUGCUCUGGCUGAUGGGUGCUAAAUCCAAGUGGUUGGCUGGCGAUGUGCCAGCAGCCAGAGGUAUCUUGUCUCUAGCGUUCCAAGCUAAUCCAAAUUCCGAAGAAAUUUGGCUGGCGGCAGUGAAGCUCGAGUCCGAAAAUUCAGAAUACGAGAGAGCGCGACGUUUAUUGGCCAAGGCUAGAGCAUCCGCUCCGACGCCGAGAGUAAUGAUGAAAAGCGCUAAACUGGAAUGGGCUCUUAAUAAUUUGGAUGCGGCAUUACGUUUACUGAAAGAAGCUCUCGACGCUUUCGAUGACUUCCCUAAAUUGUGGCUAAUGAAGGGCCAAAUUGAGGAACAGCAGGGUUAUUUAGACAAAGCGAUAGAGACAUAUAAUCAAGCGAUCAAGAAAUGUCCAAAUUCGAUACCCUUAUGGCGUCUGCUGGCGCAAUUGGAGCACAGGAAGAACCAAGUGACUAAGGCACGUUCAGUUUUGGAGAAAGCUCGGCUCAAGAAUCCUAAAAAUGCAGAAUUAUGGUUAGAAGCUGUACGGAAUGAAUUAAAAAGCGGCGGCGCGCGCGAUAUGGCAAAUACGCUAAUGGCUAAGGCGUUACAAGAAUGCCCUACCUCGGGUCUCCUUUGGGCGGAGGCAAUUUUCAUGGAACCACGACCUCAACGAAAAACUAAGAGUGUAGAUGCUCUUAAAAAAUGCGAACACGAUCCACACGUUCUUCUAGCAGUAUCAAAAUUAUUUUGGUGUGAACAUAAGAUUUCAAAAUGCAGAGAUUGGUUUAAUCGAACGGUAAAGAUAGAUCCGGAUUUAGGAGACGCGUGGGCGUAUUUCUACAAGUUUGAAUUACUAAAUGGCACCGAAGAACAGCAAGAAGAUGUAAAGAAGAGAUGCAUUGUCGCGGAGCCUCAUCAUGGUGAAAAUUGGUGUAAGGUUUCCAAAAAUAUAGUAAACUGGUGUCUGAGUAUAGAUCAGAUCCUAGUAUUGGUUGCAAAAGAAUUGCCCAUUCCCAUAUAAAAUAAUAUAAAUAAUUACUUUUGACAUCAAUUAAAAACGAUUACAAAAUAUUCAUUAAUGUAUGUUAGUAAUGGGUAAGUUUGUAAAUAAAGCUCAGAGAAUCGAUUAAUUUUAA